This is a messenger RNA of Puma concolor (puma), 1821 nucleotides long. The record is from RefSeq and is a predicted model, not a curated record. NCBI's taxonomy places the organism in Eukaryota, Metazoa, Chordata, Mammalia, Carnivora, Felidae.
GCCGGUCUCUCUCCGAGGAAGCUUCCACUCCGGUCGCCGGGCGCUGCUCUUGGAGCUGGAACAGUGAGCAGAAUGAGUACCUCACAGGACCAGAGUGGCUGCUCCAGUAAUAGAGAACCCCUUUUGAGGUGUUGUGAUGCACGGAGGGACUUGGAGCUUGCUAUUGGUGGAGUUCUCCGGGCUGAACAGCAAAUUAAAGAUAACUUGCGAGAGGUCAAAGCCCAGAUUCACAGCUGCAUAAGCCGUCACCUGGAAUGCCUUCGAAGCCGUGAGGUGUGGCUGUAUGAACAGGUGGAUCUCAUCUAUCAGCUUAAAGAAGAGACACUUCAGCAGCAGGCCCAACAGCUCUACUGGUUACUGGGCCAGUUCAAUUGUCUUAUUCAUCAACUGGAGUGCACCCAAAACAAAGAUCUAGCCAAUCAAGUCUCUGUGUGCCUAGAGAGACUGGGCAAUCUGACCCUCAAACCUGAAGAUUCGACUGUCCUACUUUUUGAAGCGGACACAACUGCUCUGCGCCAGGCCAUCACCACAUUUGGAUCCCUCAAGACCAUUCAAAUUCCUGAGCACCUGAUGGCUCAUGCUAGUUCAUCCUCAAAUAUUGGGUCCUUCCUGGAGAAAAGAGGCUAUAUCCCAUUGCCAGAACAGCAGAAGUCAGCAUCCAGCACCAUGGCUGUCCCUCUCAGCGAAUGGCUCCUUGGAAACAAACCCGCCACUGGUCGGCAGGCUCCUUAUAUACCCAGCACCAACCUCCAGGACUGGCUUACCCAGAAGCAGACCUUGGAGAAUAGUCAGACUUCUGCCAGAGCCUGCAAUUUCUUCAGUAAUGUCUGGGGCAACCUGAAGGGCUUAGAAAACUGGCUCCACAAGAGUCAGCAACAAGAGGUCCCUGAAAAACCAACUUACCAAAAGUGUAAUAGCCGUUCUACUACCAGUUCUUACUCCACUGAAAUUGAAAAGGUUGGAGAUCUGGAGCUUCUUGAUCAAGAUGAGAUGGAUCUUUCUGACUGGCUGGUGACUCCUCAGGAAUCCCAGAAGCUGGAGAAGCCUGGCAAAGGCAGCUGUGAAGCCAGUGAGAAGUUUAAGCUCCUGUUUCAGGUGUUCCAGGAGCCCUAUAGUGUGAGUGAGUGGCUUCUCAAGCCCGAUUCCUGCACCAAUUGUCGGGGCAACCAGCCCAAAGGUGUGGAGAUUGAAAACCUGGGCAAUCUGAAGUGCCUGAAUGACCACUUAGAGGCUAAGAAACCCUUGUCCACUCCCAGCGUGAUUACUGAGGAUUGGCUUGUCCAGAACCAUCAGGAGCCAUAUAAAGUAGAGGAGGUGUGCAGAGCCAAUGAGCCCUGUACGAGCUUUGCGGAGUGUGUGUGUGAUGAAAACUGUGAGAAGGAAGCUCUGUGUAAGUGGCUUCUGAAGAAAGAAGGGAAAGAUAAAAAUGGUGUGCCUGUGGAACCAAAUCCUGAGCCUGACAAGUGUAUAGAUUCCCUGAGUGUGUGGCUCUGUCCUUCCAGAAAAGAGGCAACAGAACAAGCUAAGACAUCAAAGGCAGUGGCUCCUUCUAGUAUUGCUAAUUCCUUCCAAGUCAUAAGGAGCAGUCCCCUGUCAGAGUGGCUUAUCACACCUUCCUGCAAAGAAGGAUGUCCCAAGGAAGUGCCUAUUACUGAGGACAGAGCUGGCAAACAAAAGCUUGUGAACCCCGUGGCCACAGCUGACUGGGUUUUGCCAGGAAACAAGAUGGGAAACCUCAGCCAGUUAUCCUCAGGGGAAGACAAGUGGCUACUUCGAAAGAAGGCCAAGGUGAGCACAGGCAUCAGAAUAACACCAUUUUAA